Lachancea lanzarotensis is the source of this 507-nucleotide messenger RNA. RefSeq names its product LALA0S03e07690g1_1 (gene SPC2). The record is from RefSeq and is a predicted model, not a curated record. Gene Ontology annotation, biological process: protein targeting to ER. Bases 1 to 507 code for a protein of 168 amino acids. NCBI's taxonomy places the organism in Eukaryota, Fungi, Ascomycota, Saccharomycetes, Saccharomycetales, Saccharomycetaceae. Gene Ontology annotation, cellular component: signal peptidase complex; membrane. The transcript has a single exon.
AUGAGCAAGCCAAUUAACGUCUAUAGCACGCCCGAUUUGCGCCAGACAUUGGACGAAGCACUUCCAUCAACUUUUCAAAGACUUGGAUUCACGCAAUCAUUCGGUCUGAUCGAUACCAAAUUGAUUUUAGGGUAUUCCAUAGCAGUUGUGGCAGGCAUUUCGUUUCUGUUGGACAAGAAAUUCAAAUUCGAAGAAAGUCUUGUGUACCAAAAACUGCUGGUCGCAAGCUAUGCUAUUUUAUCGGGUGCCUUUUGGUGGUUUUGCAAGUAUGUAGAGAAGGGCGCCAAAUAUUCGGGUACUGCCAAAGACCGAAAAAUCUCGGUAAAGACCAAGAUGGACAAGUACGAUUUCAACUACCAGGUUUUGGUACGGGACAAUCAUGGUCGGUCUGUGGAAAAUGUUUUGCCUGCAAACACUGUCUUCACUGAAGCAGGGUAUCUGCAAGCGGACAAGCUUUUCAAUUGGUUCGAGCAACAACUUGAUUCACUAGCCAAAAAAGCCAAAUAG